UUGGUCUAAUAUUAUCGACAAUUUUUUAUUUUUAAUCUAAUCCACUCCAUUUUUUCACAAAAUUAAAGCAUAACACAACAAAGGGCAUUUUAUCUUUUUAUUUCUUUUUUUUUUUUGUCCAAGUUGCGAUUUUUUUGUCUACCACACUUCCUCUUUUCUCUCGUAGUUCGUCUUCUUGAAGAUGGCAACAUGUCCACUUGGCUUUCACGGCUUAUGCAGUCUUUUCUGGGGCGUAUAAAUACCAAUAUGUUAUUUAUUCUCCCUCGGAUCCUCAGAAUUUCAUGUCCUCUUUGUGUUUGAAAAUUUUCCCGAGUAUUAUUAACAAAUAUAUAGUCAAUAAUUAACUUUCAUGUGAUCAACUCCGAACCUCGUCCGCUAUCGAAUUAAUAGAAGACUUAGUUUUGUUUCGUUGCUUAACAGAGAAAAAGAAGCACAACAUGGAGAAGGCAAAGCAGAUGAGUGAGUUGUCAUCUUCAUUUACUGCAGUUCUCUUCGGGCCAAAUGACUCCUCAAAACCCUCGUCGUCGGGCUUUGUUGAAUCUAUUUUUGGCCCGAAUAACAAAUAUGGAAAUUCAGAUCAUAUGUCCCAGAGAAGCAAGGAAAGCUUUAAUAAGAAAGAAAUGAGUUCCAUUCCAUACCACUACAACUCAUCCAUCUACUAUGGUGCCCAAGAUGUUUAUUCUCCAACAAGUCAAAAUACUAUUCCUCAGCAUAAUACUUUCAAUAAAGAUGCAGGAGAUUUUGCUUCAAGAGGAAAUUGGUGGAAGGGAUCCCUCUAUUACUAAUGGCUUCUCUUUGUUGUAUAUGUCUGUAGCAGAUGAGAGGGUAUUUAGUAAACAGCUACUUUUAUUGGAGGUUUUUGCUCGAUUCAAUGUAGCCUAAUUUAGAUA
Molecule: messenger RNA, 890 nt
Organism: Olea europaea var. sylvestris
Lineage: Eukaryota; Viridiplantae; Streptophyta; Magnoliopsida; Lamiales; Oleaceae
Exons: 4
Coding region: 438-785 (115 amino acids)
Source: RefSeq, a predicted model, not a curated record